Pararge aegeria (speckled wood butterfly) is the source of this 2039-nucleotide messenger RNA. RefSeq lists its product as uncharacterized. Gene Ontology annotation, molecular function: protein binding. Gene Ontology annotation, biological process: neurogenesis. Lineage: Eukaryota; Metazoa; Arthropoda; Insecta; Lepidoptera; Nymphalidae. The transcript is spliced from 2 exons. Bases 295 to 1518 code for a protein of 407 amino acids. The record is from RefSeq and is a predicted model, not a curated record. Gene Ontology annotation, cellular component: cytosol.
AAGCGACGCAGCUACUGCGCAAGCGUUAGACGGGCGGCUGAACGGCGCUCGGGUUUUUCCAGGCCGAACUAGGCGGGCGGCGCGCGCAUUUCACCCUGGGACCUGCCCAUAUCUCAGCUCACAACGCAAAUCACCGUUUUCAUACAAACACGUUUCCGGACGAUAAAUAUACACCAUUACAAUAUCCAAAACAAAGUGAUUAGUGCUGUGGUUUUCCGGGACACUUUCGGACGGUGCGGACGGUGUUGAGAUGUAAACUCUUCUAUUAACCAGACGCCGCAGAAAAAUAUCAACAUGACCGUGGUAACAAAUCCCGCCUGCACAGAAGGUAGUACCGAUGGACAAAGUUCUGAGGCCAGUACAUCUGGCACACAACUGCCUUUAUCAUUCGAUUAUCACCGAUAUACCAAAGGAAUAAAUCCAGAUGAAGACAUCUGUAAACUGUACGACGAUGAAAAACAAAGCGACAUUACCUUUGUGGCCGGAAUCAACGGAGAUACGAUCCGCGUCCCUGGACAUCGGCGUGUUUUGGCUGCAACAAGUCCUGUGUUUGCCGCCUUGCUAACUACUAAAGCAGACGUUAUCAUAGUCGACUACAUCGAUCGACGAGGCUUUGAACAGCUUCUGCGCUAUUACUAUUGUGAACCCACAAGCCUGACUACCGUCGGUACUGCCAGAGUUACCCUUGACGCUGCAUAUAAGUUCUUGUGCCCUCAUCUCACUGAAAGGUGUGCGCGUCGUCUCGAUGAAAUGCUAGACGCGUCGGUUGCUCUUGAAAUAUUGCGUGAUUUACGAUUUUUAUGUGCGAGAUUACCAGGCGCGGCAUCAGCACCACCAUUGCCUGCUCUGGAAAGCGAUGCUGCCGCACGUUCUUUAUCACUUUGCGCUAUGUGGUGCGAUUCACUCGCUCAUAACGCACUCCUCGUAAUCGAUGAAAACGCGGACGCAGCUCUUACUCACGAAAAGCUAGAAGACCUCACGUAUGAAGAUUUGGCGUUGAUAGUAAAACGUGACACCCUCCGAGUGUCCAGUGAACUUAUUCUGGCAGAGGCACUUGCACGGUGGAGUACAGCUGCGUGCAAACGUACUAAACGCGAACUAACAUCGGGCAAUAAACGUUCUACCCUCGGUGAAUUGGCUUAUUGCCCUCGCUACUUACUCCUAGCACGAGAAGAGUUAGACAGGGCUUUGGCAUUGGAACUCUUAGAGCCUAUAGAGCGAACCUUGGUAUUGGCUCGGGCUCGCAAACUGUCUGCCCCAGUUCCGGUGGGUGCUGAGCAAGAGGGAAUGCUGCGGAGAUGGGCGCAACCUAGACCAACAGAACCUGCCGCAGCUCCAGUGUUCUUAAGUCCACGUUCUGAAACAAUAGAAGAAGUCCAGCCCUCCAAACUCUGUGGUCGCCGCCCCAAGAAAUUGAAGCAGCCAUGCUUCGAACCCGAAGACAACCGAAACAAAAGCAAUUGCUGUUCCGAUUGCUUCCACGGAUUUAUCCAUGCGUUGGUAUGUUUGUUCGAUUAAGAGCAUUGAAAAACUAAAUGUUCAUAUUAGAUUUUUAUCAGAUGAUAUAUUUAACAUAGGAGGAAAAGAAUUGUAUUUGAUGUAUUGUUUGAUGUAUUUUACUCAUCUCUUUCUUCAUCAAACAUACUUAUUUUGAAUUUCGGAUGGAUAGAAAUUAUGGAAUCUAUAUGUAUGUAGUCACAGAAUAUACUAAUUAUCAAUUCGAUUAGGGACUAACAAAUUUCCUGAUCAUUGCAUUUAUAUUUGUCUUAAGUAAUAUAAAUUCCUGGAAUAUGCUGUCGUAGCUGAGCUACGCUAAUCAUAAUUAUUGUUAGCAAAUAAUACCCUAAUUUUAUAUUUAUCAAUGUGAUAUUUAUACUACUUUGCUUUAGAAUUUUAGAAAAAGGAUUUGAAAUCUAAUUAUUGUGCUAGAAAAAAUUUAAUUGCGUUAUUUAUUGGUACGAAUUAGUGCACAAAAAUAAUAAACAUGGGUAUUCUAGAAUUUUAAGCUAAUCAUGUUUAGCUACACUUUGUUGCAUUUA